UCUGUUUAAAAAAGAGCUUUCUUAACAUUGGUUUGGAGGCCCGUGGUCUGAUAAAUACGGAUAUUUAAUAUUACGUUUAAAUCAAUUCACAGACCUGGUCUGGAGAAUAACCAAUAGAAGUCUUCUUGUCAGUUCUCAGUUUGAUUUGUGCACUUGAACUGGAAGAACUGGUUGGACAAUAACCACUUGACGUCAUCUUGUCAUUUCUCAGUUUGAUUUGUGCACAGAAACUGGAAGAUGCAGUGAUGAUGGGUAGCAAUGAGCGGGUUGAGCUGACAGAGGAGGAGAGGAGUCGGAUUAUUAAGCAUCUGCAAGCAGGGACUGAAAUGAUGGUGUUUCAGCAGAAGGCUGAGAGACUCACUGUCCAGGUCCUGAUGGAGACCAUGCAGGUGGCCUUCAUACGCUCCGGCGACAGGAUAGUCACAAUGUUGGACAUUUUUGAGAUCAAGGAGGUUCGCCAGGAUUUCCAGCGACUCAACGAGAGCAUGGGGAGUAUAUUUCGAAGAAUCUUUCGACAGUCUGAAAAAGAGAUUCAGCAGGACGGCAAAACGUGUUUCACCAUCUUCUAUGGAUCUGAGUUUAUUUUAGAGUCACUGAGUCUUAACGCUGAUACUGUGGAGGAUGCAGAAAAAUGGCUGACAGGACUGGAGUUACUCAGACAGGAGACACUGGUGGCUCACACACCAGAGAUUAUAGAGACUUGGCUGAGGAAGCAGAUGUACUCGGUUGAUCAGACAAAGAAAAAUAGCAUCACCCUGAAAGAGCUCAAGUCUCUCUUGCAAAAAAUGAACAUCACUGUGCCAAGUGGACGUUUUCUGGAGGACAGAUUUGUGGAGGUGGGAGCUAAAGAUUAUGUCCUGGAUUUUCAACAGUUUAACAAAUUCUAUAAUAUUUUAGUAUUUGAAAACCAGAUGACGUUGCUUGAAGAGUUUAAAAAGGGGCCUGCCCCUUUCACAAUGAGUAAUACUGAUAGGCCUGAAUCUGCUGUACUUCCCCUCUAUGAUUUUCAAAACUUUCUUUUACAUAGACAGAAGGAGGACUGGGCCAAAGAUUUUAAUAAGGUACAAGAGUUGAUGACCAUCUUCAUCGAUGACACCAUGAGGAUGUCUAAUAACCCAAAGUUUACUGUUGGAGAGUUCCUCAGUUAUCUCUUCUCCAAAGAAAAUUCAAUUUGGGAUGAGAAGUUCUCAGAUAUUUGCCCACUGGACAUGAACAAUCCUUUGUCUCACUACUGGAUCAACUCCUCUCACAACACAUAUUUGACUGGAGAUCAACUGAGCAGUGAAUCCUCAACAGAAGCUUAUGUGCGCUGCCUGAGGCUGGGCUGCCGCUGUAUUGAGUUGGAUUGCUGGAAUGGUCCAGAUGAGCCUGUCAUCUACCAUGGUCGGACCAUAACCUCCAAGAUAAAAUUUAAGGAUGCGGUGAAGGCCAUCAAUGAUCAUGCUUUUGUAACAUCUGAGUAUCCUGUGGUGCUGUCCAUAGAAGAGCACUGUGAUAUCAAGCAACAGAAAAUGAUGGCUCAGAUGUUACGAGAUGUUUUCCAGGACAAACUUCUGACCAAACCACUGGAUCCAGAAGCAGUGCAUCUACCCUCACCAAACCAACUGAAGGGCAAGAUCAUCAUCAAGCACCAAAAAAUAAAAGAGAGCGAUUGCAUUGAUAAGCUGGAGGAAGAAAAGGGAAACGUGGCUGUGAAAAGAAAAUUAGACAGCUUCAAGAAAAUUGGAGACAUUUACAGAGAAACGCUGCAAGUGUUUGAAACAUUGAUAAGAAAUGCUAAAGAAAACACUGUAAUGGAGAAGGAAGGCGAGCUUUGCAUCUGGGAUUCAAUAGAUAAGAGGUUUUACAGACAUGACUGUGUGAUCUUGGAUAAUAAGCUUUACUAUUCAGAAGAGAAGUGGGAGGAAGACAGUACUAAGGACGGUUCAGACCGGUACCUGUCAGAGACCUGGUUUCACGGACGGCUGGCCGGGGGCAGAAGAACCGCUGAAAAACUCCUGCGUGAAUUCUGUAAAGGGAGGGAUGGAAAAGAUGGAACGUUUCUGGUGCGAGAGAGUGACACGUUUAUUAGAAACUACAUCAUCUCCCUCUGGACGAGUGUAAGAAUUCAGCACUACAGAAUCUUCUGGUUCUCAGAAAAUGGCCACACGUCCUUCUUCUUGACAAACAAGCGGUGUUUUCCAAGUAUGUGUGCCUUGAUCGAGCAUUAUAGACAAAAUCUGAUUGAGUAUGAUGGAUUCAACUUGCGUCUUACGAAUUUCCUGCCUCGGCUCAAUUUUGUUUCUCACCAACAUAGGGGGUGGUUUUACAGUAACCUGAGUCGAGCCGAAGCAGAAAACUAUCUUCUGAGGAUCCCUCGAGAUGGAGCCUUCCUCGUCAGACAGAGAGAAGAGCCAGGCACCUUUGCACUUUCAGUCAGAGCUGAAGGGGAUAUCAAACACUUUCUGAUAUGCAAAGACAACAGCAAGUAUGUGCUGGCAGACACCUACGAGUUUUUUAGCCUUGAAGACAUGGUCAGGUGUUUCCGUGAAGACAAGAUAAAACUACGCUACCCUGUAACACCACAAUUAGUGGAGAGCUUCUAUAGGGAGGAUCUCUCAGCAUAUGAUAAUGAGAUGUACAGUGAGGUCGCUGAAGACAAUCCCUUAGGUGUCCAAUGUAAAGGUGUGGUGGACAUCUCUAUGUGCAAUGUUGCUCGCGAAGCCAAACAUGCCAGACACCUCGUGGUGACCCUAAUGAACAAGGAGAAUUUGAGGCAAACCGAGUUCACGUGUGAGAACUUGGAGCAGGUGGACGAAUGGUACCAGGUGAUUCUCAACAUCAUCCAAAGAGGGGAGAGUUUGGAGAGGAGGAGAAUAGCAGAAAUGGAGUCCAAAACCAAAAUAGCAAUUGAGAUGUCAGACUUGGUGGUGUACUGUCAAUCUAUCAAGAGCACAUUUGAAAAAUACAACUACAAAGAAGUUCGCUCCGUCAAUGAUCCCAUGAUUCCAAAAGAGGGGAAUGAAACUGACGAGGAGAAAUCAGACAUCAUUCUGGAGUAUAACCGCACAGCUCUCACCCGUGUGUAUCCCUCCGGAGGGCGAGUUGAUUCUUCCAACUUUGACCCUUGUCCUUCAUGGAAAUUAGGCUGCCAAAUGGUGGCUCUCAACUUCCAAACUGCUGAUAAGUUCAUGCAGCUGAACAGUGCUCUCUUCAGUCUGAAUGGAGGCACAGGUUACGUGCUUAAACCAGAGUGGAUUCGAAAUCCAACCAAGAAGAAGCCUCCUAAACAAAACAUCCGAAUCAGAGUGAUAGCAGCUAGGCAUCUGCCCAAUCCAGAUCACAUCAUCAGUCCUUUUGUGCAGGUUGAGCUGUGGCCGUACACUGGAAGUCAAGCAGAUGACUACAGUUUCAAGACUACUAUGUUCAAGGAUAAUGGACUAAAUCCAGUGUGGCUGGGCCCAAUGAAUCCACCAAAAUGCUUUCAAGUAGAUGAGCCAGACCUGGCCUUCCUGCGCUUUGUGGUUUUUGAGGAGGACACGUUUUCUGAUGCUAAGUUUCUUGCACAUGCCACUUUUCCUAUCAGAGGUAUUCGCUCAGGGUAUCGUUCUGUCCCACUGAAGAACAUGUUUAAUGAAAACCUAGAGCUUGCAUCUCUUCUGGUGCAUGCACAGCAGUUAGAGGUGAGAAACACACACAAACUGAUAUCUUUCUCUCUUAGGGCCUCAUUUAUAAAAACGUGCAUAGAUUUAAUUUUAGGGUGUGCGUACGCCAAAAUCCACAACAAAACUUUUAUAUAAAAUGGUCUUUGACAUGGAAAAGUGCUCAGCACCACACUAGAGUCCAAACAGACGUACACACUUUUCCUUGUGGCAGUGUCAGUGUACUGGAAGUAUUUGGAAAAUGAAGCAAUUCCUGCCGCUUGACGUUCUCAAGUAAAGGAUAUGAAUGUUAAUGACAUUAAUCAGGUUAAAUAAGUUUCGAGUCACAGUUUUCCAUUUAGUGUAUGUGAACUGAUGUUUGCAGCACCAAAAAGACAAACACAGCUCACGAAGACUUAGAAAAUAGAGCAGAAUUAGCUCUGACUACUUUUACCAUCAUUUAUAUAACAUCUGGAAUAUUUUUAAUACACUAAUGUAGGGUAACUGAGCAGACCAUGUUAAUGUGAAGUCAUGUUAAUGCAUUCAGGAUUAUGUUAGAAUAAGCUGUAUUUGCACCUUAGAUUUAAUGAACAAUAAAGGGAUAGUUCACCCAAAAAUGUAAAUAGCGUCCUCAUUUACGCACCCUCAUGUCAUCCCAAACCUGAACGAAAGCCUUACAGGUUUAGAACGACAUGAGGGUGAGUAAAUGACAAUUUUCAUUUUUGGGUGAAAUAACCCUUUAACAUUGAGACUGCUGAUAUAAAAGCAGUAACACCUGUCCCUCCUACAGUUUUACCACUUCCUCGUUCCAGUCAAUAAUGAAAAAUCUGUUUUGUCAACAGGUGUAAGGUAAAUAGCAAGUCUUAACCACCAGGAACUAGCCGCCAGGCAAUGUAAAUAUGGACUUGACUCUGUCACUAUGGACUGUGGACUUCAUUGCAGAAAUACAUUUAACUGCUGUGAUAAACAAAACUGUAUAUAUAUAUAUAAUAUAUUUGUAUUACUUAUAAUAUAUGCACAUUUGUUCACAUGCUCAUGUUUUCUGGUUCAUAACGAUACCCGAUAACAGAAUUUCCUUUUCUACCUAAUGCAUCCUUACAUCUCAAAAUAACAUCACGUUAAAAAAUGGGUCCAUAUGUUGGGAAUAUGAAACCCCCCAUUUUUUUUUUUUAACAAAUGGCUAAUGUACAAGUAAAAUGCAUCAAUAAAAAAAAAGCUUUGAAAGCUUUCUAUUUGAAACAUAUUCACAGACAGUUUAUUUUGAUUGAAACUGGUUCACAUAUUAGGCUUAUUUUCCUGUUGAAGGUUGUGUGUUCGCAUUACAACAGCCACAGAGCAGCAGCAGCAACCCAGCUGUAGGUAGAAGCAGAAAAACACACACGAAAUAAGGGCAGCAGUUCUAUCUGCAAAAAACUCCAGGAGUCAUGGAUAAUGUAGUUCAUUCUGUAUGUACAAGCCUGUGCCGCAGGGGCCGCGAGGACCCCGGCCACAUCAUAUUAAGACUCAGUCUCAAUUCAACAUUACAAAAAGCGCUUUUCAAAGAAAAGAAGAAAAAUAAAAGCUGAAAUUAAUGAGACAUUAUAUGUUGAUAAGGAGACAUUGGAAACACAGAUAGCACAGUGAGCUCCACAGGAUAUUACAAAAUAAUCAGGAAACAGUUGACUGAAGUAUAAACUGGAUUUCCACCCCAAUAGAUAAGCCAUCAGUUCGAAGAGAUGGUUUCUUUUUCUUGACAAAAUGAAGGCUGGGGGAAACCCAGCCCCCAAAUCCU
Messenger RNA from Pimephales promelas (fathead minnow), 5391 nucleotides. Its product is annotated as 1-phosphatidylinositol 4,5-bisphosphate phosphodiesterase gamma-2. Gene Ontology annotation, biological process: positive regulation of epithelial cell migration; release of sequestered calcium ion into cytosol; phosphatidylinositol metabolic process. Lineage: Eukaryota; Metazoa; Chordata; Actinopteri; Cypriniformes; Leuciscidae. Gene Ontology annotation, cellular component: ruffle membrane. The record is from RefSeq and is a predicted model, not a curated record. Gene Ontology annotation, molecular function: phosphatidylinositol-4,5-bisphosphate phospholipase C activity.